Molecule: messenger RNA, 3765 nt
Organism: Theobroma umbraticum
Lineage: Eukaryota; Viridiplantae; Streptophyta; Magnoliopsida; Malvales; Malvaceae
Source: RefSeq, a predicted model, not a curated record
CUCUGAAGAAGCUUCAAAGGCUAUGAAUCUCAGAUUUCAGAUUGUUAAUAAGAGAGUUUGAUCAUGGAUUCAUGUUCACUGAAAUCCGUGUUCGAUUUGCCAUCACUUUUCCGUUCAAUUUUUAGUUUCAGGUACUUUAAUUCACUGCAGAGUGAAUGCUUCCCUGUUUGUUUCCUCUCCGAUGUAAACAUGGUUAUUUCAGCUCCUACUGGAAGUGGGAAAACUGUGCUCUUUGAGCUCUGCAUAUUGAGGCUUCUCUCAAGGUUUAUCACUAGGGAUGAAACGUUUGUCCAUAUAAAGGGAACACUAAAAACAAUCUACAUAGCCCCAUCCAAAGCUUUAGUGCAAGAGAAGCUGCGUGAUUGGAAUCAGAAGUUUGGUUCAUUGGGGUUAAAUUGCCUGGAGUUGACAGGUGAUAACGAAUCUUAUAGCAUAAGGAAAAUUCAAGAAGCAGAUAUUAUUGUAACGACUCCUGAGAAAUUUGAUGCUGUUACCCGGUACCGCAUAAAGGAUGGAGGCUUGAGCUUCUUCAGUGAUAUAGCACUUCUGCUUAUUGAUGAAGUUCACCUACUGAAUGAUCUGCGUGGGGCAGCUUUGGAGGCAAUAGUUAGCAGAAUAAAAAUGCUUGCUCGCAACCCAGAAAUGAAAUCAAGUCCUCUGGCAUCUGUUCGGUUUUUAGCUGCGUCAGCCACUAUUCCAAACAUUGAGGACCUUGCUGAAUGGCUUGAGGUCCCUGUCCAAGGAAUCAAAAGGUUUGGAGAAGAAAUGAGGCCUGUAAAGUUGACGACUAAAGUUUUUGGGUAUGCCGCUGCAAAAAAUGACUUCCUGUUCGAAAAGCGCCUCCAUAACUAUAUUUUUGAUAUUCUAAUGCAAUUUUCAAGAGGAAAAUCUGCUCUAGUUUUUUGCUCAACUAGAAAAGGAGCACAAGAAGCAGCACAACGCCUCUCUCAGACAGUAAUGACCUUUGGUUAUUCAAAUCCAUUUAUUAGAAGUCAUGAGCAACAGGAAAGGCUAAGAGAGGCUUCCCUGUCAUGCAGUGACAAACAAAUGCAAUCUUAUAUUCUUUAUGGAGUUGGUUAUCAUAAUGGUGGGCUUAGUCUUAAGGAUCGUAAUCUCAUUGAAAGUCUUUUUCUUAGUGGUGAUGUCCAAGUUCUGUGCACCACAAAUACUCUUGCCCAUGGAAUCAACCUACCAGCUCAUACAGUUGUAAUUAAGUCAACCCAACAUUUCAACAAGGAAAAAGGUCUUUACAUGGAAUAUGAUCGGUCAAUGGUACUACAGAUGUGUGGGAGAGCAGGUCGGCCACCAUUUGAUGAGACGGGGAUGGUUGUAAUCAUGACUAGAAGAGAAACAGUCCAUUUAUAUGAGAAUCUCUUGAAUGGAUGUGAAAUGGUAGAAUCACAGUUGCUCUCAUGUGUGACAGAACACUUAACUGCGGAAAUAGUUCAACUGACCAUCUCUGACAUCACAAAGGCAAUUGAGUGGAUGAAGUGCUCAUACUUAUAUGUGAGAAUGAAAAAGAAUCCUGAGAAUUAUGCAGUUAGAAAAGGGAUUCCAAGAGAUCGAAUAGAGAAGCAUAUGCAAGAGAUUUGUGUUAAAAAUGUUAAUGAGCUAUCAUACCACCAAAUGAUUCAGACUGAUGAAGAUGGUUUCAUAUUGAAGCCACAAGAGCCAGGUAGAUUGAUGACAAAGUACUAUCUGAAAUUUAACACCAUGAAACACAUUAUGCAAGCUCCACCUAGCUACAGUUUAGAAGAUGUACUACAGAUUAUAUCCCGUGCUGAGGAGAUUGCUUGGAUACAGCUCAGACGCAGUGAGAAGAAGCUUUUGAAUGACAUAAAUGCCGAUAAAGAUGGCCGCCUCCGGUUCCAUGUCAGUGGUGAUAGAGGGAAACGGAAAAAGCGCAUUCAAACAAGAGAAGAGAAGAUAUUUGUUUUGGCAAAUGACUGCUUAACUGGGGAUCCUUUGGUUCAUGAUUUAUCUAUGACCCAGGAUGCAAAUUCAAUAUGCGCAAAUGGGUGUAGGAUUGCUAAGUGUAUGAAAGAGUAUUUUAUAUACAAAAAGAACUAUAAAGGAGCCCUCAACUCGUCGCUUCUAGCAAAGUCAUUAUAUCAAAAACUCUGGGAUGACAGUCCUUACUUGCUGAAACAAUUACCUGGCAUUGGAAUGGUGACAGCGAAGGCACUCCAUUCAAUGGGAAUUAAAUCAUUUGAGACACUAGCUGAAGCUGAUCCAAGGAGGAUAGAGUUGGUUACUGGGCGAAAAUAUCCUUUUGGAAAUCAUAUCAAGGAGUCUCUAACGUCAUUGCCUCCUAAAGUUGACAUUAAGAUUGAGGUAAGUGAAUGCCAGAAGCAAGGAAAGUCCAAGUUAGCAGUAACAUUGACGAGGCUAUCACAAGGGGUCCAAUCAACUAAGCGACACUAUGCUGAUAUGAUUGUUGCUUCAGAAGAAGAAAACCUGAUCCUUUUUCAUGAGAAGAUAAGAAUGGAUGACUUUUUAAGCCCCUAUAGCACGACUAUCCUCGUGGCAAACCCCCUGGGAAAGAUGACUGUAAAGGCUGAUCUUAUAUUCGAAGAAUACAUUGGCGUUGAUCUCCAUGAAAAACUUCUGCCAAUUAACGAGAGCAAUUCAAAUGCGAAUAAUAAACGUGGAAAGGAACAGCCUCAGUUUUUUGCUCCACCUGAGGAAGUUCGUGUUGUGGACGAUGACAAUGCAGCCACAAAUCAAACUUUGGCUGAAGAACCUCCUGGUUUAGUUGAAUCUAAAAGGGAAAGCUCUUUAAUGCCGAGUUUCAAUCUCUUGGAUGAAGAAUUGGGAGAAGGAGAACCUGCUGCUGGAACUGAAAAAGACGACUGCGAAAUGAUCGUCGGGCAUACAAUAUUUGACCAUAUACGUGACAAAGCCAAGAGCUUCCCUCUGUUGACUCCAUUAAACAGUGCCUAUCCCCAAGCAUCUGGUGGCUUAAUUCUGACAAGAAAGCGCUCUCGCGACCAGCCCCUGGAAGAAAUAGAGAGAAGCAAAACUCAUCAACAUAUUGUGCUCGAUCCUUCCCCAGAAUCCAGAGAGCCAGAACAGAAUGUCCAUGGUAUCAACAACUACAUGACCAGAAAGCACCACAUAAACUCUGGGAGCUCAGUUACCAUUGAUCUCACGGAUGAGUCAGGUGAUCUUCCAUCUGAACCUGAAGUCCUCUCGUUCAAAACGUUGACUGAAGAAACAAUCUUUGAUCACAUACGGAAAAAAUCCAGGAAUUUUCCUGUGCUCAAUACGCCAAAGCCCGUUGAGUCCGAUUCUUUCUUUUGGACAGAGGAACACUUCACAGUGAAUCGGCCACGGUUUUGCAAUGCUACUUCAACAACAUCAAAUGAUUCGAAUUCCAGCAAUGUUGUCAGAGAUGCAAUGGUCAUUUCAGAGCUGGAACCUGGGGAAGUCAACAUAGACGUGUGUGAGACCAAAGCCGGCACAAAGGCGGAAAACAAUGUAUGCCAUGGAAGUUCCAGUGGAGCAAAUGGAAAAUCAGCAGUUUCUCCCAAAGUUUCAAGCACCAACGCUGGUAUAUCGUCUAUUAAAAUGCUGACAUUUGAUAUUUCAAUGGUGAAGAAUAGCAAGCGGCCAGCAGACCUUGGAAGCUGUGUAAAGGAUGGUUCGAAAGAACUGCCAUCUCCAAUCGAAUCCAAAAGGCCAUGCUGCUCAGUGGCGUCCACAGGCAAAGUCAGGGAAGUAGAUUCAUUCCUUGGCUUUCAGAGCGUCUUUUCAUUUCUCUGA